Rangifer tarandus platyrhynchus (Svalbard reindeer) is the source of this 375-nucleotide messenger RNA. The record is from the annotation of a GenBank genome assembly. Lineage: Eukaryota; Metazoa; Chordata; Mammalia; Artiodactyla; Cervidae.
AUGGGAACCUUCAAAGGACGGUUUAAAUUGUCUUUAAAAAACACCCCGAGCCUUCCUAAGCAACCAGUACAGGUAUUCCCUCUGGGUGUUCCACUCGUGACUUGGGUCCCUCCCAGCCACUGCUCAGAAGCGUACCUCAGCGCAGAACCACGGAGUGCCCGCAGGGGCCGCACUGGGCCUCCGACACAGCCGGUUGCUGAAGACAGACAGACUUCUGAGCAGCAGUCUCAGGCACUACGGAUUCAGUGGAGGCAUCCUUCAGAGCGGUAUACCUCCUGUGAACUUAGGGCAGGAAGCAAUACUUCAGAAUUGAAUGUGUGUAAAUAUAGUUGCUUUGAGUUGCAAUCGCUGUUUUCUUCUUGGCCUCAGGUCUGA